AAGCGCCCUCUACUUAGAUUCAAUAAUUCAUAGAAAGUGAUAAACGUCAAUUUCUUAGUUGUGUAGAAUUGCGCAAAAGUUUUUAUUAUUAAAAUCAACGUAAAUAAAACCCGUAAAAAUGGGUAAAGGAUUCAAUAAUUACAUGUGUAAAAAGUUCUUCCAUCCCGCAUCGCGAGAUAACCUGAAAAGGGUAUGGAUGGCAGAGCAGAAGGCGGAGGCCUAUAAAAAGAAACAAGAAGAGCUUCGACAGCAAUAUGAAAAAGAACAGGACCUCCACGAUAAUAAAGCGAUGCUUAGUAAAGAAAGCAAAGACAAACUAAGUAUAAGUUUUAUGUACGAACCACCCCCCGGAGCUAGAAAGGAACGAGAACGUGAAGACAACGAACCCGAAUAUAAAUUUGAAUGGCAAAGAAAAUAUAAUGCGCCUCGCGAAAGUUAUUGCAAAGGAGAUCAAGAAAUUCGCGAUCAACCAUUUGGGAUUCAAGUACGAAAUGUUAGGUGUAUUAAAUGUCACAAAUGGGGACACAUUAACACCGACAAAGAGUGUCCUAUGUAUAGUUUAUCGAUGAGUGCAGCAAGAUCUUUGGAAGCUGGUCCAAUAUUAGAUCAAAAAUCAUUAGUACAACAAAUGUUGGACGACGGACUUGCUUUAAAAAAACAGCACAUAAACACAUCAGAAUCAAAACGACACGAUUUGUUGUUAAGUGAUGAUGAAAAUGAUGAUAUCGAUAUAAAAUUUAUUAAAUCUUUAAAUAACGAUCAAAAAUUGCUUUUAUUAGAAAAGUUAUUAAAGAUAGAAAAAGAUAAGAAAAAGAAGAAGAAAAGGCGAAGAGCUUCGACGUCAUCUUCAUCGUCAUCAGAUAGUAAAGAGGAAAGCCAAAGGAAACGCAAAAAAAUUAAAAAUGGGAAAAAGAAGAAUAAGAGUGAGAAGGUGAAAAGGAAUAAGAGGAAAACUGAUUCAAAUAGUCACGAAUCACCAAAGAAGAAAUCACGAAGGUCUCCUUCGAGUGAUUCCUCAAGUUCUGAUAGUAGUACUGGGGAGGAGAGACAAGGAAGAAGAAGUCGUAGCAGGGAAAGACAUGGUGAUCAUAAAAAGAAGGAAAAAAGUAGGGACAGAAGAGAAAGAUAUACAAGUGGUGAAAGGAGAUAUCAAUCUAGGCAUUAAUUUAUUAACAAGAUGUAAAUGUUUUUUUUUGUAAUUAAUAAUAAUAAUCAAAGUUGAAAUAAAAAAGUAUAUGAGGUA
Messenger RNA from Onthophagus taurus, 1243 nucleotides. RefSeq names its product corepressor interacting with RBPJ 1. Gene Ontology annotation, biological process: negative regulation of DNA-templated transcription. The record is from RefSeq and is a predicted model, not a curated record. Gene Ontology annotation, cellular component: nucleus. Gene Ontology annotation, molecular function: transcription corepressor activity. Lineage: Eukaryota; Metazoa; Arthropoda; Insecta; Coleoptera; Scarabaeidae.